This is a messenger RNA of Anolis sagrei ordinatus, 1754 nucleotides long. RefSeq names its product cysteine and glycine rich protein 2 (gene CSRP2). The record is from RefSeq and is a predicted model, not a curated record. Gene Ontology annotation, biological process: actin cytoskeleton organization. Lineage: Eukaryota; Metazoa; Chordata; Lepidosauria; Squamata; Anolidae. Gene Ontology annotation, cellular component: cytoplasm.
UGCUAGAUAUAUAAAUCCUCUCCCGGACGGCAGGAGCCUCCCGAGAGCGCAAUUGCGGUGAGUUUGGAGAGGUCUCCCUGCUGCGACUUGGUGCGCAAAGCCAGGCUCACAAUGCCAAAUUGGGGAGGUGGAAACAAGUGUGGAGCUUGUGGCAGAACAGUGUACCAUGCAGAAGAGGUUCAGUGUGAUGGCAGAAGCUUUCACAGAUGCUGCUUUCUUUGUAUGGUCUGCCGGAAGAACUUAGACAGCACAACAGUAGCCAUCCACGAUGAAGAGGUGUACUGCAAGUCGUGCUACGGAAAGAAGUAUGGUCCCAAAGGAUAUGGCUAUGGCCAGGGCGCAGGCACUCUCAACAUGGACAGAGGGGAAAGGCUGGGCAUCAAGCAUGACAACACACCAUCCCAUCGACCUACAACAAGUCCAAAUACUUCAAAAUUUGCCCAAAAAUUUGGAGGAGCAGAGAAGUGUUCCAGAUGUGGUGAUUCUGUAUAUGCAGCUGAGAAAGUAAUAGGAGCAGGAAAGCCUUGGCACAAAAACUGUUUUCGAUGUGCCAAAUGUGGCAAAAGCCUUGAAUCAACAACUCUGACAGAGAAGGAUGGUGAAAUUUAUUGCAAAGGUUGUUAUGCAAAAAACUUUGGCCCCAAAGGAUUUGGAUAUGGGCAGGGAGCUGGAGCUCUUGUUCAUGCUCAAUGAUUCUUCAUUUCCAUUCCACCAAGAUGGUUCUUAGUUAGUCAAUACAAGUUAAAUGCUUCUAAUUAGUAUGAAACGGAUACUAGUUUCCUAUGCUAUUGCUUUGUUUUAAAAUCCUGCCUAUUUCCCAGCUCUACACUACACUUUUACAUACAGAGGAACUGGGUUAUUGGAAAAUUAAUGUGUUGAACAUUCUAGAGAAAAAUAAUUUCUACGGUCUGAAGAACUACAACACUGUUGCUUCCCUCAAGACUCUGAAGUAUGGUAUGAAUAGUAUUUAUCUAGUGGGAGAGUUUGUUAAUCCGGUAUUGGAUUAUUGGGUAUUAUCAAUGUGGGUUUACAGCGAAAGUGUCCCUAAUAUGUUUCUAGCAACCGGUGUACAUCUUCAUCAAGUGAUGGUAUUCUACAGGGAUUUAACUUCAGUUGAAGGAGAAACGUGAUUGCUUGGCGUUAGCAACUGCCAACCCUUCACAUGUGUGCAUAACGUAAAAGAUCUUUGCCUUAAGCAGGUAUAUCUUUAAACACACUUCUGAAUGAUAUUAUGUGAAAUAGUCCUUAAAAAUUAUUAAGAAUGUAAAUACUAAUCCCAUUUAGCUCUAGUUAACUUCUAGCAGUGAGAAGCUAUGUCUAGAUAAGAUUUAGAGGCAGGCAAGCCAUAUGUUGGGAAAUAUGAUACAACUUCAUUGCAUAGGAACACAGCCAAAUGGCUGGUGUGUGUGAAUGAUUCUCUGUGGGAAAAAGUCAUGAGCAUUUUAGGGAAGCCUUUGUAAACUGUCUUUGCCAAGGACCAUUAAAAGAAAAGGCCAGGACCUGUUGCAAGCCCAGUAUUCAGAUUUCUUAAAUCUCUGCAUUAAAGACUAAAACACAAAGAUACUGGAGGUAAAUGUUCAGAUAAAAAAUUAACUCUUUUUAUUUUGCUUAUGAAUAGUAUCCGGUCACAUGCCCAAGUAGUGUUGGAAAUUCAAGAUUUUUGGCAAGGGUAUUUGUCCAGAAUGACUAUUGUGUACGAAGUGACCUACUUACCACAUCAAUGUUUAUAUAUGAAAUAAAUAGAUACCAAACUA